Molecule: messenger RNA, 2328 nt
Organism: Lotus japonicus
Lineage: Eukaryota; Viridiplantae; Streptophyta; Magnoliopsida; Fabales; Fabaceae
Product: ankyrin repeat-containing protein At5g02620
Exons: 4
Coding region: 684-2297 (537 amino acids)
Cellular component (GO): plasma membrane
Molecular function (GO): protein phosphatase 1 binding; protein phosphatase regulator activity
Source: RefSeq, a predicted model, not a curated record
UCUCAAAAGUCUCUUCAUGUCCCUAUUUGAUUCCCAAACAUAAAUCUUUUCGAUUCAAAUUCCUCAAACAUCAUCACCACCUUUACAAAAGUUGCUUCAUUUUCGUUGAGCUUGGUGCGUGUGAUACAGAUUCAUAUAAAGCUGUCUGUUCCUCACAUGUGUCUUUCACGUUUCAUUUCUUAAUUCCCUGCUUCUCUGUCUUGUUGUUUUUCUCACUCUUUCUUUCUUUCUUUCUUUCUCUGUCUCUCCCAACAAAAUAUUUCUCAUAUUACUUUUUGUGCAUGCACCUUAUAUGUUUGAGUAAAUGCGCCAUUGAACAUUCGUUACAGGGUGUGCCACCAAGCUCAUGGGUUUCUAAGAGCCCCCUUCCUCAAAUUCUCUUUUUUUAUGGUUUUCAUGGUGGCACAAGGAAGCUGGUAAAAGGGUUGAGGUUCUUCCGUUAAACCCAGGCAGAAAGAAGGAUCAGAUAUUUCUGACAUGAGAGAUAAGAAAUAAUCAUGAAGCUUUGCAAUAAAUUAAUAAAAAUAUAUUCCACAAUAAUUUGAUGAUCCUCUCCUUUGGGUUGCUGUGUUAUGAAAGAUGCAAGUGUUGACCUGGGAUUUUUUGGAGGAAUCAAGAAGAGAAGGUUGUGAUAUAUGAAUUAGCAUAAAAAAAGAGGAGAUUUUUAGGGAGGUGAAUCCAAUAUGGCUGCGCCUGUAAGCACCCCUAGGAAAAAAAUGACCAAACAAUUGACAGGAAAAAGGGAUGAUACCCCUUUGCAUUCUGCAGCAAGAGCAGGGAAUCUGGCUGUGCUGAAGGAUACCCUUACCGGUAUCGAAGAGGAUGAACUUCAUGAGUUAUUGGCCAGGCAGAAUCAAGAUGGAGAAACAGCGCUUUAUGUGGCUGCUGAAUAUGGUUAUGUUGAUGUAGUCAGGGAGAUGAUUCAGUAUUAUGAUCUUGCUGAUGCUGGGAUCAAAGCAAGGAAUGGUUUUGAUGCAUUUCACAUUGCUGCCAAACAAGGGGAUUUAGAUUUACUGAAGAUCCUUAUGGAGGCUCAUCCUGAAUUGUCAAUGACUGUGGACCCAUCCAACACCACAGCUUUGCACACUGCUGCAACACAAGGGCAUACUGAGAUAGUGAAGUUCCUUUUGGAAGCAGGAAGUAGCCUUGCAACCAUUGCAAGAAGUAAUGGGAAAACAGCUCUGCAUUCUGCUGCGAGAAAUGGGCAUGUGGAGGUUGUGAAAGCGCUUCUUGAGAAGGAGCCUGGAGUUGCAACACGGACCGAUAAGAAGGGCCAGACAGCGCUUCACAUGGCAGUGAAGGGACAGAAUCUUGAGGUGGUGGAGGAAUUGAUAAAAGCAGAUCCCUCGACAGUAAACAUGGUAGAUAAUAAGGGAAACACAGCAUUGCAUAUAGCAACCAGGAAAGCCAGGACCCAGAUUGCAAAGAUGCUUCUCGAACAUAAGGAAACAAAUACAAAAGCUGUUAAUAGAUCUGGUGAAACUGCUGUAGACACCGCUGAGAAAAUGGGGAACCAAGAUGUCAAAGCCAUUUUGUUGGAACACGGUGUUCAGAGUGCCAAAGCCAUAAAGCCACAAGGUACUUCUACAGCCCGUGAAUUGAAACAAACCGUUAGUGACAUAAAGCACGAGGUCCAUUACCAGUUGGAACACACGCGCCAAACCAGAAAACGUGUUCAAGGAAUCGCGAAGCGCAUCAACAAGAUGCACACAGAAGGGCUCAACAAUGCAAUCAACUCCACAACUGUGGUAGCAGUCCUAAUUGCCACUGUUGCCUUUGCUGCUAUUUUCACAGUCCCUGGCCAAUUUGUUGAUGACCCAAAAAACAUUCCUCCUGGGAUGUCUCUUGGUGAAGCAAACAUAGCCCCUCAAGCUCCGUUUAUCAUUUUCUUCAUCUUUGAUUCGAUCGCGCUCUUCAUUUCGCUGGCAGUGGUGGUGGUGCAGACCUCGGUCGUGGUUAUUGAAAGCAAAGCAAAGAAGCAGAUGAUGGCCAUCAUCAACAAGCUAAUGUGGCUGGCUUGUGUGCUUGUUUCAGUGGCCUUCUUGGCACUGUCUUUUGUGGUGGUAGGAAAGGAAGAGAAGUGGCUGGCAAUUGGAGUUACCAUUAUAGGGACAACCAUAAUGGCAACCACGUUGGGAACCAUGUGUUACUGGGUCAUUAGGCAUCGCAUUGAGGCCUCAAAUUUGAGGAACAUUCGGAAAUCUUCAUUGGAAAGCAAGUCAAGGUCUUUUUCACAGCCUGCUCUUUCAGAUUCAGAGCUACUUAACAAUGAGUUUAAGAAAAUGUAUGCAAUUUAGGAGUUGAGUUACUGAGCCUGUUCCCUUUCCA